CCUCGUUACAUUCUUUCUAAAAGUUCCGUCACUAAGUGAGGAACGAGUCAUCGGGUUGUCACAUAUUAUUCUUGGCAUGUCAGGGACGGCGUGGAGCGCGCGUCAGACGCCGGGAAGGUCUCAUCAGCCAUCGACCUCCGCAGCCAGCUUCCGACGGCUGACGAACAACUUUCUUUCUUGCGCAUCCUGGCCAGCUCAUUAGGGUGACUAGACCGUUCAUUCAUCUUCCUUUUCUCUAGACUUUUUUUUCUUGCCAUUCUGGGGAACGGUUAUGGAAGAGCUGUCAGCACCGUCCCCAGCACCGCCGAGAGCGUCGUCAUCGUCCAGGGUCCAUCAGAAACGACAAAAGGCUUGUGAUGCAUGCCAUCGACGGAAAAUUAGAUGCAAUGGCGAGGAAGGUGGACCGAAUUCGUGCUCUUAUUGCGUAAAGAACGGUUAUGAAUGCACAUACAAUCACCAACCCAACAAAUGGCCACCAUCCAAGACGUAUGUCGACGGAUUGGAGUUGCGCGUCGGAGAACUUGAGCGGCGGGUGGAAUACCUGAAGCGCGAGCUUGCGAAAGCUCGCCGAGCCGCCGCCGACUCGACAUCUUCUGACACGGAGGACUCCGACUGGAACCCAAGAAAGGAGGAAGAUGAAGAUCCAGAGACUCGGGCUGCUCUGAAUGCUUUGGCCGAUGGAUACGAGGAUCUCUGGCUGGGCAAUCCAACCGGCAUGCGCAUCUCACAAGAGCCGCGAAUGUUUCACGGUAAAAGUAGCCACUUUCAGGUUGUGAACCAGCAACUCGCAGAGAUGGGGAGCAAAAGCUUCGACAAGGACAAAUUCUUCCAGUUACGUGUGCGGCCUGAGUUCCGGGUGAUCGAUUCCGUCCUAAUCGACGAGGUCAACUUGCAAUAUUAUCCUCCCGCGUGGCCCGAACCAGACUUGGCCAUGUUGCUCAUCAACGCAUUUUUCGAGAGAUGGAACAGUGUAUUGCCCCUGUUGCACAGACCCACAUUCAUGCGUCAGUAUGCCGACCCAGCAAUGAGGCAGGACAACACUUGGGUGGCAGUCGCAUUUGGCGUAUUCGCCAUUGCCACGAAAUACGUCGAUGAUCCGAGGGCUCUUGGACAGCCGGACGCAGCGGGUCACUACUUCUACGCAGGAAUCAAAUAUUGGAAAGAGAUUAUUCGUGUGGGAUCUCCUCUAUAUGCCCCUCCUUCCCUAUUCCGUUUACAAGCCUUGAUUCUGUUCACAUAUUUUCUUGGAGGUCAACCUCUCUUUCCGUCCUCGGGAUGGGCUCUAAUAGGCCUUGGUCUCCGAUAUGUGCAAGAUGCUGGCAUGCACUUGAAGAGGGAAUGGCUCAAACGCGCGCAAGCGCAUCCAUUUGAAUAUGAGAUGCGGAAACGAGUAUUCUGGGUUUUGUAUAUAAUGGAAAGGACAAUGGCUCUGGAAAUGGAUCGAAGUUUUUGUAUGCCAGAACAAGACUAUGAUGUCGACUUACUCCUGGAGCUAGACGAUGCUGCACUGGACCUGAUGCAGCAGGGGCAGGAAAAUCCUAUCGGUUUCUCUCAUCGCAUUGCAUCGUUGAACGUUCGCAUUCGUCUCUUGCAGUUUGCUAGCCACAAGCGCGACGAGCUGCAUAUGAUUCGUCACUACUCGGGUAAUGUGCACGAUCGGGAAGUAAAUUACUUGAACGUCGUGCGCACUCGUCUCGAGCAUCUCAGGGGAAACAUACACAAGGAUCUCGUGUACAAGCCGGAUCAAACAGAUCGAGAAAAGUUCCUCUUCUCCUCUCUCAUCCAUGUCCAAUAUUAUUGGGUGCAGCUAAUCUUAUAUCGACCUUUCUUUUCGAAGAGCAAGCGAGCUGCCCAUUCACAAGUGCCUGUUUUAUCUAUCUCUACCUGUGCUUCCCACGAAAUUGCCAAUGCUCUCAAUAAGCUCCGUCUCCAAAACCUGCUUGUGGGUCGGAUUCAUGAGGCCAGCUUGUCGGGAUUUGUCGCUGGCUCUGUGCUACUCAUGAACAUGUGGGAAAGAAAGAACCUCGAGGGCAUGAAAGAAGUAGAACUGUGUUUGGAAACGUUACGAUCUCUCGAGGACCGUUGGCAAUUCCCUGGAUUAUUGUAUGAUGUUCUGAGAAACUUUUCUGUCGUCAUGCGAAAGGUCAUCACAGGGCACUGUCCGACACUCGACUGGCAACCUCCUACCCAAGCAAAUACCGCGGUUCCUGACUGUCCCACCUGUCCCAAUCAAAGAGAAUCCGCCAACGGAGAUUCUUCAGCAAUCAACACUCCAGUGAAGGACGCUAACUCUGGUCCAGCUCCCAUAGUCCCUCCUUUGAACAGUUUGGAGACUCCGUUAGUUAGUUUGAACGAUGCUGCCCAGUAUUCAAACUUCUCCCUGAGCUCUUCGGACCCCUUCACCCAGCCAUUCUUUUCCAGCCAAUUGGAAAGUGUUUUCCACCCCAGUAGUGAAGGCGCACAGCCCAUGGCUGCACCGCCGAAUCAGCCGAUGUUUGGUGAGGAUGGUUGGCUGAAUGAUCUCAACUUUGGGGGCCAUGGCUUCAUGGAUCCUCAAUUCAACGAAUGGCUCAAUUCAAUGCUACUCGCUACCCAGGACACAACCCCUUUGUACAGCACAACCACUUCCGACAACUCAAGCCCACGUGUGUUUACCAAUGAGGCCGUGGGCACCACAUCCGCGGCAGACUCGACAAGGAAUGUGCCGUGGUCUUUCGAUCAGCAAGCCAGCUGAGCGUCUCGAUCAGCACCCGACUCUGUGUCAUAUGAUAUUUUUCUCUUCCCCUCGUGUUAGCUUACUCGGCCUCCCCUGUACAGUUAUAGUCAGCGCAUGCAGCCCUCUAUUCUUAUCUUGUAUUG
Messenger RNA from Dacryopinax primogenitus, 2859 nucleotides. RefSeq lists its product as uncharacterized. Gene Ontology annotation, biological process: regulation of DNA-templated transcription; DNA-templated transcription. The coding region runs from base 272 to 2734 and encodes 820 amino acids. Gene Ontology annotation, molecular function: zinc ion binding; DNA-binding transcription factor activity, RNA polymerase II-specific; DNA binding. The transcript has 8 exons. NCBI's taxonomy places the organism in Eukaryota, Fungi, Basidiomycota, Dacrymycetes, Dacrymycetales, Dacrymycetaceae. The record is from RefSeq and is a predicted model, not a curated record.